CCAGCGUCCCGUGUUCUCCGCCUCAUCAUGACUUCCUACAACUUUCGCCAGUCCUCAGCCUCCUCUUCCUUCGGGGGCCUGGGCGGUGGCUCAGUGCGCUUUGGGGCGGGCGGUGCCUUCCGUGCGCCCAGCAUCCACGGGGGCUCCGGCGGCCGUGGUGUGUCGGUGUCGUCCGCUCGCUUUGUGUCCUCGUCCUCCUCCGGGGGUUACGGCGGCGGCUAUGGAGGCGUACUGGCCGUGUCUGAUGGGCUGCUGGCGGGCAACGAGAAGAUCACCAUGCAGAACCUCAACGACCGCCUGGCCUCCUACCUGGACAAGGUGAGCGCCCUGGAGAAGGCCAACGGCGAACUGGAAGUGAAGAUCCGCGACUGGUACCAGAAGCAAGGCCCCGGUCCCUCCCGUGACUACAAUCACUACUUCAAGACCAUCGAGGAUCUGCGGGACAAGAUUCUUGGUGCCACGAUUGAGAACUCCAAGAUUGUCCUGCAGAUUGAUAAUGCCCGUCUGGCUGCAGAUGACUUCCGGACCAAGUUCGAGACGGAGCAGGCACUGCGCAUGAAUGUGGAGGCCGACAUCAAUGGUCUGCGCAGGGUGCUGGAUGAACUGACUCUUGCCAGAGAAAUCAGUGUCCUGAGGGGCCAAGUGGGUGGCCAGGUCAGCGUGGAGGUGGAUUCUGCACCAGGCAUCGACCUUGCCAAGAUCCUGAGUGAUAUGAGAAGCCAAUAUGAGGUCAUGGCAGAGAAGAACCGGAAGGAUGCUGAAACCUGGUUCAUCACCCAGACUGAGGAUCUGAACCGGGAGGUCGCUGUCCACACGGAGCAGCUCCAGGUCAGCAAAACGGAGGUGACCGACCUACGUCGUACCAUCCAGAGUCUGGAGAUUGAGUUGCAGUCACAGCUGAGCAUGAAAGCUGCCCUGGAAAGUACACUGGCAGAAACGGAGGCCCGCUUUGGGGCACAGCUGGCACAGAUCCAGGCAAUGAUCAGCAGUAUUGAGGUCCAGCUGAGUGAUGUGCGUGCUGACACAGAGCGGCAGAAUCAGGAGUAUCAGCAGCUCAUGGGCAUCAAGACUCGCCUGGAGCAGGAGAUAGCCACCUACCGCAGCCUGCUCGAGGGCCAGGACGCCCACUACAACGACCUGCUCACCACUACCAAGCCCAUCUGA
Chrysochloris asiatica (Cape golden mole) is the source of this 1164-nucleotide messenger RNA. RefSeq names its product keratin 19 (gene KRT19). NCBI's taxonomy places the organism in Eukaryota, Metazoa, Chordata, Mammalia, Afrosoricida, Chrysochloridae. The record is from RefSeq and is a predicted model, not a curated record. The coding region runs from base 28 to 1164 and encodes 378 amino acids. Gene Ontology annotation, molecular function: structural molecule activity. The transcript has 6 exons.